Molecule: messenger RNA, 2241 nt
Organism: Effrenium voratum
Lineage: Eukaryota; Dinophyceae; Suessiales; Symbiodiniaceae
Source: the annotation of a GenBank genome assembly
AUGGAUGGAGUUGCCGUGCCACAUACCGAGACUUUGAAUCCUGAAACGGAGGCCUUGGACUUGGACAUGGCUCCAUCACGGAGAAACUCCCACAGCUCGGAUGAAAGCCCCCUUGAUGAGACGGCAUCCUAUGAGUUGGCCAAGCUGAGAAGCAGCUUGCACCACCAAAAGAGGCUGAAUGAAGCCAAUGAGGCAGAAAGUGAGCCCGCACAACAACCUGAGACAGAGAGAUGCCUGAAGAGAGAAUGCCUUACUACCUGGCAAUUUGAAUCAUUUUUCGCCGCGGUGCUGGUGAGCAAUGCCAUAUUCCUGGGGGUGCAGACGGAAUGGACAUCCGCGAAUUUGCAUGCCGAGCAGCCGACUGCCUUUGCAGUGCUUCAGACGGUUUAUGCGGCCCUUUUCAUCGCCGAGAUUGUCUUGAGGAUCGCAGCACGGGGCAUUCGGGCCUACAUUUGCUCCUCCGACUGGGCCUGGCACUUCCUGGACAUCUUCGUCUCGGUGUCGGCGGUCCUGGACGUUGUGACCAUGUUCCUAGGCAACGACGCUGCCCCGACAGGAAGCUCCUCCAGCGGGUUCCGCCUGCUGCGGAUCAUGAAGAUCGCCCGGCUUGCUCGGGCGAUCCGCGUCGUUAAGGUGUUGCGUUUCAUCCGAGCGCUUCGGGUGUUAGUGUACUCCAUCCUGCACACCUUGCGCUCGCUGGUGUGGUCCCUGGUCCUGCUGCUGGUUAUCAUAUAUUCCUUUGGCAUCCUUUUCGCAGAUGCCACCAUCGACCACCUGCUGGAGGAUACAGAGAUCCCAGCGCAUGUCUCGGAAGGCUUGGCAGAGCACUUUGGAAGCUUGUUCGCAUCCAUGAACACGCUCUUUCGAUCCAUCUCCGGCGGUGUGACUUGGGAAGUGCCAGCGAAGUCCCUGCAGCACAUUGGCAUGGAGUGGGUCUUGGGCUUCACCUUCUACGUGGCCUUCUGCCUUUUUGCAGUGUUGAAUGUCAUGACAGGCGUCUUUUGCCACUCGGCCAUUACCGGAGCUGAGAAAGAUCAAGAUCUCUUAGUGCAAGCGCUGCUGGCGGAGAAGGAGACCUUCAAGAAGCGUCUCCUGGACCUCUUCAACCAAGUGGAUGAUGGCACGGGCCAGGUGACCUUAGUGGAGUUCGAGAACCGCUUCGAGGAAGAGUCGGUGCGCGCCUUGUUCGAAGCUCUCGAACUCGGAGCCUCGGAUGCCUGGACGCUCUUCCAGAUCUUGGAUGCGGAUGGGAGCAACUACAUCCACGUGGACGAGUUUGUGGACAGCUGUAUCCGCAACCGCGGCAAUGCCAAGUCCGUGGACGUGUGCGCAUUGAGGCAUCAAAUGACAAAGCUUCGCGGCCAGAUGGUGGAUAUGCUGAAAUGCCAGGAGCAGCUGCAAGCUUCGGUGGCAGUCACAUCGCAGAAGGAGAAGCUGCACUUGCAAUGUCGGAUGGAGGAGGCAGAGGCCAAGCGGACGUCUGACAAGUGCGACAAGGCCAGCGCGGAGCUGCAGCGGUCCUUGCAAGAGGACCCCACCUGCCGCAGCUGGCCGGCGCUGAAGGCGAUGACCGCUUCUUCCGCGGCAGCUGACUGCAAGGAUCCGCAAGCAGAGGAAAGCUACGAGGAAUAUUUGGAGCGCAUGCGCAGCGAGUUUGACAGCCAGCUCUUGCUGUACCGGGGCAUCAAGAAUGCCUGCGCGGCACGAGAGAAGGCGAUCAUGAAUUGCGAUCAGGAGAAGAUCGCCUACAUUCAGAAGUUGCAGGUCUGCAACAAGAUGCAGUACCACUUGGAAAAGGCCUCUUGCCAGCAUGCCACUGAGCUGAGAGACGCUUGGAACGGCUACUCCGGGUGCUGGUCCGACAUCAACCGGAGGUACCGUGCCGAGGCCGCACAGGCGAGCCAACUCCAAGAGGCGCAGGUGAAAGAGUUCCAAGCCACCAAGAAGAUCGAGUGCAUGCUGGGAGGAUUCCGAUCGCCACAGCCAAAGAAGGUGUUGCAGAAAUGCGAGGAGGAGGCCCAGAACGCCUCAUUGCCCAGCGAGCUCCAGAUCAGUCUCCUGUGCCCGCCGGCAUACAGGCAGCCAGAGAGGCUGCCGCUUUAUCCCGGCAGCAAGGGCUACGAGACGAAGUAUGCUGGCGUCCCCAGCGAGGCUCCAGUGACCAAGUCGAUCCGCUGCUUGGUGGAGAAAGCCGUGAACGUCUCCGAGGCGGAGCAGGUGCCCUUCGACUGCGAGAAGUAA